AUGGCCUCUGCCCGUGCUACGUUCGUUGAGCUGCAGCAGUUGUACAAUUUCGACGAGAAGAUUGUCGACAAGAUAGUCGCCUCAGGGGUGACGUCACUGAGUGAGUUUCGUUUCUUUUGCAAAGACGAAGAGGAUGUAGUCACUACCUUCAUCACGCCCUUGGGGCUCGAGAAUGAACGCCUGGAGGGCGCUCGCCUCAAAAGGGCAUGGGCCGCAGUAGUGACUGCAGAGAAGGCUCGGGAGGCCAGCCAAGUGGAGGGAAUCCCGCUGGAGGAGGAUGAAUGCCUCCCAGCAACCACUUUGGCAACUAUGAAGGAAUCUUUUUGGAAGCGGUAUCACUGGAUGCCUCCUCCCGAGCAACAGCCCAGUGACAAGUUGCUCUCCAAAGUCAAAAGGUCGCUUGAAAAGAAGAACAUUGAAGUGUUGAACAUGUUCCAGGUGAAGUCCUUAGUCAACCAGCGGCAGGGCACCACCAAGCGUCGCAAAGUCGCCCCCAAAAUCUGGGUCGGCGAGGAUCCCGAAGAUGACGAAGUCGCGGUUGAAGAUGUUUGGGCCUACUUGGACAACAUGUUCAUCUACAUGGUCGCGCUCGCGAUGGCAGGGGUGACAGCAAUUCAGCCGGCGCCAACAGCAGCAGAAGGUCCUUCCACCAACUCCUGUGACUAUGUGGAGUUCCCUUUGGAUUUGGCAUGGAAAUACCAUUUCCGGGCCGUGCAGACCGUGAAGAAGAUCCCUGAGAGGGCGCGUUUGCCCCACGUUUCAUCCCUGGACUUGCAGGAGCGAGCGUUGUGGUGCCAGAAGUACGCCACAGGGACAGAGAAGCUGGGAGCUAUCGUCCUGCAGAUUUACACUGAGAGAGAUGUGCAUUGGGCAGCUGCUACCCUCUUGCCUUCUCAAUCUGGAAGACUUUCCAUGGCUCCGCCUGAGCCAGCGGUGGCCCCGAGAGCUCCUACAGCGGCCGUCUCUGCGCCGUCGGGCAACAAGUUGGCAGCCACCUUUCGAGAUGGAACUCCGCUAUGUGAAGCAUGGAACCAAGGACGCUGCCCCCACCAGAAGGCCAGGAAUUGCGCGAAUGGUGAACAUCGUUGCUCGCAUCGCCUGAAGAGCGGCCGCGCUCUGGAUGAAUUCCAGUUGCAUGUCCGCUCCUUGAUGGAGCAGUGGUCAGAACAGUGUACCACGGAUGACAACGGGCCUGAAUUGCCUGUCUUUUUAGAUAUGCUUAGUGGGCCGAAGUUCCCACUGGCUAAGGCAUUUGAAUGGGCUGGUUGGAAAGUGGUGCAACCGCUAGAUAUCCUGAUCGAUCCUGAAUUUGAUCUCACCAGCAGCACCGUGCAGAAAGCCGUUGCCAAGAUUUUGCCACAAUGCCAUGCAGUCAGUGCCGCCAUGGACUGCAGCACUAAGAGUCGCAUCCGUGAAAUUGCCCUGCCAGGAUCAGCCGGGCCACGGCCACUGCGUUCCCAGAAGUUUCCGAGAGGACUGCCGCACCUGAAAGGUUUGACCCCACCAGCAGUUUUGGGUCUCCCCAAGAGAGUGCAUGCUUUGGAUGUCAUGGAAUCAGGGCAACUUCCUCAAGAUGUGGUGUAUGCAGGCCAUGGACAUUUUUCACACAGGCUUAGCCCUACCAAAUGGGAGAGCCCUUUUGUUGAAGGCAGAGAUGGAAGCGCCGCUCAAGUUCUUAUGAAGUUUAUUGCUCAUUGGAACGAAUUCCAAUUGGAGCAGUUUCUUCCUGGGCUCACAGGGUGCAGGAUCGCAUGUGACUGCCUCAGUAACGAGACCUGCCAUGUUGACGUGAUCAUUGCCAAGUGGUUGGAGGCAAAUAGCAGGGGACAGCCCCAGCGAUUGGGUCACAGGUCAGUGCAGCUGACCAGUGGACGGGUCUGGAUAGCAGCAGUUAGAGUAGUCCAUGCUGUGCCGCAGAUGUUUUCACAAGCUGCUGCAAUGGCAGCCAUUCGAGGGCAAUUCCCAAUGUUAUCAUUUCAGGAUGUUAAGUGGCCUCUGCUGGAAGACAUCAUUAAUUCAGCGCCUUUCCAGAGUUUUCGAAUGUGGUUGUCAGAGAAUGGACAAGUGGCUGAUGGGCCCAUAGGAUCCAGUAUGCUCAACCGUACUGGGACAGUUGUUUUUCGUGCCGGCAUGGCAGAGCAAGCAGGUGCUGGUGCUCGCAAAACAGCCGCCCCCCCUGUAGUGCCGUUCAACUUAGCCCCAGAUGAGCAUUUCGCUGCAUCGCUAAGGGUCCAAGCCGACGGAGGACCGCUCGAUUUCCCAGCGCCAGUGGACUUGGACAUCGCCUUUGCUGCACAAGGCAUGGUGCAGGAGUUCAGCAGCUUGACAGCUGCCAGGCAGUUUGCUGUCGAACAGCUCCGGGCCCUCAGUUAUAGGUUGCAAGAAAUUUCCGAGUACAUCCGUAGCAUGCAAGUGCCAGUGUUGCGAGACGUGAAUCCUAGCGUUCAUUUCAGCCUUGUAGCCUUGCUUAUUGCUAUAAUCCAUUGGCCUGAUACUGGGUUUUGCCAAGCUCUUUUCAAUGGCUUCCCAGCCGUCGGGUUUUGUCCGCCUUGUGGUAUCUGGGACACCCAACCUGCUCAAUUUGUUUCCUUGGAGGAUGCACUUGCAGGAGGACCGCGGGACGCCCAGGAUUUGCUGAAGCAAUUGCGGGUCUCCGAGCUGGAGACAAUUGAAGAAGCAGGGGAAAGUAAUCUGCUAGAUGAUGUCGUUACAUGUGGCGAAGAUUUGCCGGACGCCUACAGGUUGAUGGCCAGUUUCUACUACGACGACUGUACCCUCCAAGAUUGGAAUAGUCAUGCAGCCGCAGCCCAGCAGUGCAUGUGCACAGCUAUGGAACUGCUAGGAGAAGAUUCUGGACAUCAUAGCUACCGCGCGGAGAGACGGGACAUUUCGUGCUGGCACUUCAGCGAAACUGUACGGAUGUGCGGGGGAUUGGACGGCUACAGAGAUUCUGGAGCAAGUGAGAUCCAGAUGCCUGGUCCACAUUGGGCAGUGACCUACCGUUACGUGCGCAAGGCCUUAAAACCGGACGGUGGUGACGUGGGGUGGCUGGCUGUGACGAAGGGAAGUGAUGGCGGGAAGUGGCGACGAUGGGAAGUGGUGAGGAAGGGAAGUGGUGAGGUGAUUGCCAUUGCGCAGAGAGAGAAAGAGGAAGAAGGAGAUCUGCCAUGUGAUAUCCCCGUUGUUUUGCGGAAAGCACCCACGGCCAUUGCCAAACUGCUACGCACUCGUGGCAUGUUUCCUCUGGCCUGCGAUGCGUUGCAGCGCUUGCAUUUGGCUUGCCACGGCCGGGAGGGAUCUAUUUUGGCCGUGACCGCCGACCUCCACCGCUGUGGAAGUGCGAAAUCUACCAAAGCCGGUGGUCAUAGCUGUGGUGGUCGAGUGGAUUGGCUGGUGACUAAAGAGGGGCUUACAGAAGAUGAAGCAGGUUUCCAAGUCGCUAAGGAAUAUCCUGUGGAAUGCUGGCGCUGUGGCUUUCAGACCUCUCAGUGCCGUCUGCCGCACGCUGCAAAGUCCAACCUGGAACUGCAGCGGCUGCAGAUGAUGAACUGUGGGAAGGUGCAGAAAGCAUCAGUCCAGUUUAAGGAGGUUUUGGAAGGCGACCCCGAGGCUUCGGAGGAGCAGGUGGCGAUUUGGCGACGGAAACGCUCCAAAGCAGGCGAAUUAUGCCGCCAGAGUUCCGUGCUCUUGGACCGGGAGCAGUACCAAAGCGCAGCCAUUGUUGCCAUGUACGCCUGGAGCCAGGUCAUCAUGGAUGGCACCCAAUGCUGCAGCUUAUUGCGACCUCCCUACUGUUUGCAGUCAACAUGGUCCUGGGCCACCCUGGCUGUGGCCAUCCUCUUGGGAGGCUCCUUCCUGGCGUUGCUGGGCUCGGUGAUCGCCACCCUGACGGUACGCAAAGUCGCCCGCGACAGCGCGGGGCAAAUGCCCAGCCCGCUGCCAGAGACACCGCAGGAGCUCCGUUGGCCGCAGACCGAAGAGAUGUACCAGGAGCUCUUCCGCAUGUGGAUGAAGGACCACUCCCUCCGUGGCCUCUAUGGCGCUUCGCACUUCGCCGAGAGCAGCGCCUCGCUCUUCGCGCAGCUCUACCGACGCUUUGACUUUCAGGCGGACAACGUGAGGAAUCAGUUCGAUCACCUGCUGUCACUCUGGCGUUCGCACUGCGCCACCUUAGCGGAUUUGGAUUUGGAGGUAGAUGAUGAGGAGGACUUAGAUGAUGCCGUGGUGAAUGAGAAGACGCUCCUUCAUGAAGCCUUGAAUGCUGUGCAUGCGGAACUCUUGGAGUCUUUUCGCAGAUGGCGCUACAACUUGUCUGAGGAGUUGCAGGAGCCCUUGAGCCGCACCACGGCGGCCGUGUUGGGCGUCCCUAACCGCGUCUUCCCGGUGCCCAACGGCGACUGGUUGGACGCUGAGACGCUUGGGGGCCGGAAGCUGGCCGCCAGCCUGGCGAGCAAACACCUGGCGGAGGUGGCCACUUACUUGCUGGUGUGGGGCGAAGCUGGCAAUCUGCGCUUCAUGCCUGAAGCCGUCUACUUUCUCACGGAGCUGACCCUGGGAGCAGAAGGAGAGCCGUACCAACAACAGCAGGUUCGGCCGAGCAGUGGCCUUUUCCUGUCGCGAAUGAUUCGUCCAAGUUACAACUGCAUCUUUGACGAGUGGUACCAGGGUCUGGAGUUCAAGACCAUCAGCAUGGAGGAUCGCGCCAACGGCGUGUUGCCCGACGUGCGGGAGAAGUUACCCACCUUCCAUCGGGGCUUUGAGGCGUUCUUGCCGCCUGACGUGUGCAACUAUGAUGAUUGGAACGAGUUCUUCGCGGACCCAAAGCGAUUGCGCCAAGGCAUGCAACGACUCUUUGAGGCGGAACACGGCAAGCGCUUUGCUUUGUUCCAGGAGUUGAACCUGCAGAAGAUUCUGAGUAGUCAGAAGACCAAAUCGCAUCGCGAGGUGCAUUCCUUCUGGGGCGUUUUCGCAACAACCCACAGGAUUUGGCUGCUGCACUCCUUACUCUUCUUCGCCGCGCUCUGCGUGGUGGCAGGGGAACCCGAGGACGAUUCCGAAGAGACCUUGGCCGGACACGGUCCGGCGGUCCGCUUCAGUACCCUGGGCCUGCUGGCGCCGGUGCAUGCGCUGCUGCUGACGUUGGCGCGGGUGUACACGUGCGGCCCAGCCAUCUCCAAAGUGGGCCUAGGCUGCGUUUGUGCCAACCUCGGCCGAAGCUUGCUGUGGACUGCUCCCAUUGUGAGCUAUGUCUUGAUGCGCAUCUCGCACAAGGUUUUUCCAGAGACGCCCGGCAUCUUGCGAUAUCUUUUGAUUGUGCAUUGCGUGGUCAGCGUGUUGUCCCUGAGCUCUCUCCUUUUCUUUGCGGAUCGACGUAGCGAUGUGGCCUACAAGGACCAAAAGCCUCGUAGCCCCAUCCACCUGUGGCUGCUCAGGUAUUUCUUUUGGUUCGUCGUUUUGAGCGCCAAAUUUUUGAUCGCAGUGGUGCUCUUCGCCGCGGUGUUUGAUCUGAUCUUGGACUUGCAGCUGGAACCCCUGGGGAGAGCCACUUCACAAGACGUCGAGAUCGCGUGGUACAGCACCGUGUGGUCACGAGACCUCUUGAUUUGGACAUGGCUGUGGUUUUCCAGCCUUUUUAUCUUUUGUGCCGACACGCAGCUCUGGUUCACCGUGGGCUGCAGCAUCUUGGGUGUGGCUACAACUCUGGUGCAGCGUCGCUGCCAAGUCUUUCACUUCGCUCUGUCGGAUGCGGUGCAUCAACUGCCCGAGCGCUUCACCAAAAGCGUGUUGAGAUAUUCGCCGGAGGCCAAGCGGUCCUUUGCAAAGACGUGGAACUUGGUCAUUCAGCAUAUGACAAAGGAGCAGAAGAUCAACGUACGUGACUCGGGGGAGCUUUCCUAUGAUUACCUCUUUUCGGAGGAGCCCGAGCCGCCGGUUCUCUUCAACAAGGAGAACUGCUUAGAACGAGCAAGCAAGCAUUACUGCAACAUGUCGGACACCAGAGAGUGGCCGGCCAACAAGGAGCUGCAGUGGCGCUUCCUGGCUCUCUCGCGAGGGCUGGGUUUGCCCAUGCCGCGGCCCUAUCGGCCGCCCUAUCUGCCGGGCCUCACCGCUCUGAUCCCCCAUUUCGAGGAACCCAUCCUGCUUCAGCCGGAGGAUUUGUACAGCGAGGAGUCGGGGGAGUCCAGAGACUUGGGACACCUCAUGGAUUAUCUCCGCAUCAAAUACAUGGACGAAUUCAAGAACUUAGCGCAGAACUGGUCCGUGCCCGGCGGCAUUCGCAACUGGUCCCGCUACAACCCGCAGCAGUGGAAGGAGACCUGCAUUUGGGCGUCCAUGCGAUUGCAGACCCUGUGGCGUACCGUGGCCGGAAUCUGCAAAUACCACGAUGCAUUGGUACUUCAUCAUGAACUUCAAGGGACGAACUCCAGUGGAUUGCUGUGGAAUCGAGAAGACACCAGUGAUGUGUUUCGAUGUCUUGUUUCCAUGCAAUUGUAUUCAUUCUCCACAUCUGUGCAGCGAAAACAGGUGAAUGAGAUGCUGGAGCGUUUCCCGUUGAACCUGAAAGUGGCCUACAUCGACCACGGCGGCCUGGGCGAGCGGCGCGGCCCUGCGGGCCCUGGGCGGCCGGAUGCCAAGAACUCGGACUCGGCGUUCCGGCUGCCGUUGUACCGAAUUGAACUCCCCGGCUAUCCAAUCUUGAGUGAUGGCAAGGCAGACAAUCAGAAUCACGCUUUGCCCUUCUCCCGCGGGACCGUCACGCAAUGUGUGGAUGCAAAUCAAGGCGCCUACUUCGAACAGAUGUUGCUGUUGCCCUCAGCCCUGGGCGAGUUCCGCUGGAACGCCAAGCAGAGCGACCUGGGCUCCGUGGGCGACUUCGCGGCGGGCUCCGAGAUGGCCUUCUGCACCUUGCUGCAGCGGAGCUAUGCGGUGCUGGGCGCCCGGAUGCAUUACGGACAUCCGGAUCUCAUGAACAAACAGUACAUGAUGCAGCAGGGUGGAAUCUCUAAGGGCACGCGGACGUUGAACCUCAGCGAAGACAUCUUCGCUGGUUUGGACUUUCGUUUGCGCGCAGAUGGCAGGCACAUCUGCCACAAGGAGUACUUCCACCUCUCCAAAGGAAGGGACUUGGGGUUCAACUCCGCCCUGAAGUUCUUCUCCAAGUUGAGCAGCGGCAGCGGUGAACAGCUCUUGACACGUCAGAUGUGUCGCCUCGGGCAGCUGCUGCCGCUGCCGGAGGUCCUCACCCUGUACUACGCGCAUGCGGGCUACUACAUGACCCAAUUCCUCCUGUCGUGGGUCAUGCCAACAGUGCUCUUCACCUGGUCCCUGGUCUUGGCCACGGACUGCGACGGCCGCUUCGGGGCCUUCGAGGGCUGCGCCAAGCAUCCAGCGCCAGAGCUCAUGGGGAGGAUGCUGGCCAGCAUCUACACCUACGCCCUACUGAUCCUGGUCCUGCUGGCGACGGCCCUGCCGCUCUUUACCGAAGAAUGGCUUGAGAGGAGUUUGAAGAUUGCGGUGAAACGGCUCCUGAAACAGGUCUUCACCUUAUCUUUCCUCAUGUUUGUUUUCCAGGCAAAGAUUAUUGGUUUCUACGUGGUCAAUGAACUGCGAUAUGGUGGUGCCAAGUACAUCAGCACGGGGCGCAGCCUCCCAACGGAGCGGCGCCACUUCAUCCGCCAAAGCGGCACCAAUCAGUUUGAAGGCCUCUAUUUAGACUACGCCGUCCAAGCGUUCUAUGAUGGCCUCACCCUAUUGAUCUCUGCCAUUAUGGUGGCCGAAUUGGGCGGCAUGGACAGUAGCAACGUCUACCGACAUGGAUUAUCCGCCCUGUGGGCAUGCAUUGGGAUGACGAUUGUCUCUUGGCUGUAUGCCCCGUUCAUCUUCAACCCACAUCAGUUUGCAAGAAAACACAUCUUAGAAGACAGGCGUGUCCUGUGCCGUUUCUUUUGGAAGAAUUGGGGUGCCGGAUGGCUCCGGUGGUAUGAGGAGUUUCAGCUAAAGCCCCGGACUGGUCUAAGUAUUUCCAUGUUGGACCUGAACUUUUUGGUGGUUUUCCUUGGCGUCUCCGUGUGGUUCGCAGUGGUCAAUCACAAGGUCAGCAUGAUGCAAGUGAUUUUCUCCUCGCAGGUCUACAUCAAAGAGGUGGCCGCCUGGACCUUGCUGCCUCCGGUCUUCUCCUCGUGGCUGCUUUGUCUCCUGGUCUCCGCCAGCACGGCCGCCGUGAGGUCCAUGAGGAGAACAUGUUGCAAGGUGAGAGAUGAAAGCACAUGGGAUUUGCUGCGGAAACUGGUGCCCGUGCUGGCCUUCCUCGUGGUCGCUCUGGAAGUCACCGAAGCCCUGCUGGCGCUUCAGCUGUUGCGUCGCAUGGGGCGCUGGAAGGACUUCAUCGCCGGGCUCAUCCUGAAGUACUUGCUACUGGAAGUCGUGAUUUUUCUGGCAGAAGGUCUCUUGUGUUCACGCUGCACGCGCGGGUCAAGCUGUUGUCGACCGGAACGAGGGCUGCAGGCACUGUACUUUUGGGUGCUGACGAACCGCAUGUUCAGAGAUAUGGUGACCUCCACUCUCAUUCUGACCCCACUGCUGCUGCUGAGCUUCGUGAACUCCGCUCUACGUAGCUGCUGCCGGACAUUCGAUCUGCACGAAUUUCUCAUCUACCGUAGCACGGGGCACCGGGCCCGGCGAAGGGUGCCGGGAAUUUGCGGGGAUACGGAUCGCGAAAGCACCACGACCAUGGAUGAGAGUCGCUUAAGCAGUAGCGAGGAUGCCACCGAUGAGGAAGCGCCCAUGGCCCCGGCCGUGCGCUGA
Molecule: messenger RNA, 8805 nt
Organism: Cladocopium goreaui
Lineage: Eukaryota; Dinophyceae; Suessiales; Symbiodiniaceae
Source: the annotation of a GenBank genome assembly